AUGAGGUAUUGUAAGCUGAUGCUUGUUGUCUGUGUAGUGGCUGCAAUCAUUGCUGUAAAUGAUGCAAAUGCCAUUUGCGAUAAGAGCGAAGUGGUUGAAAAAUCUGAGUGUCCAGGUGAUCAGUUUUGUGGCGAGGCAGGAUUCGUGUGCUGCAAAGUUGUUUUCCUUAUUUUCGUCCAGUUGACAAGUCUUUGCAAAUGUGGAAACGUUGCAGGACCGCCUCCCAUAUUCCAUCUACGUGACGGACUAUCAGACGACAUACAGGGGCCACCGGUAGGCGAGUUUAAUGAGCUUUUGGAGAAUCUGAAAACUGACGGAGAGGAGUCCUGCGCCACUGAGGUAUCGGCUUAUAAUCCAAAUGUGAAUAAUUCUGAACAAUGCACGGCGCUAUACACAGUCCAACAGAUCAGAUGCAAGGCACCGAUGUUAAGGUGUAAAGGUUGCAACAAGAAUAGCCAUUCUUACUGUGUACAGCAAUACGUUAAAAACUGGUUACCUGUUUUUUGCAACGGUGGAGUAAGCUGGAAUUAUCACGAGGUCCCAUCUGGUUGCGCAUGCUUUAAACUUUCCAAGAAAGCAUCGAAAGGGAAGUAGAGGAUUUGCUAACAGUGAUGCAACUAAAGAUGUCUAACAUUUAUAAAACCGCAUGCAUUCACGGAAUCGUAGCCUUAGCUGUACUGAGUUCACUUUGCUCGAUUCAAUAGUUUGCUUUACAGCUAAACGUAUCUCUAUUGGUAUUACUAUUUAAUCUUAAAUGACGUUUCAUUUCUAAUUUUAUUUGAAAAACAAAAAGCGGCUUUAAUUUCCUUCGCAAGAUUUAAAGCGGGAAAUCCUAUUUGCAAGGUAUGAGACUUGGACUGCAUUUUUGAACUCCCCGCGGGAUAGUGCAUUGCAAAAUAUUCCCCCUGGGUAUCACGAAAAAGAACAAUGAG
Owenia fusiformis is the source of this 932-nucleotide messenger RNA. NCBI's taxonomy places the organism in Eukaryota, Metazoa, Annelida, Polychaeta, Sabellida, Oweniidae. The record is from the annotation of a GenBank genome assembly.